CCCACGGCACAGCUGGCAAAUAGCGCGACUGCCGCCACAGUCAUCACUGAUCUGUGAUAUCACUUUACUGCGCAGCCACGGAAGAUAAAAGGAGAGCAGAUGCACGAACAAGACAUUCAUUUCAAGCAGCUUCCAUUCAGCAAAUUCAAGCUCUCUCACCGCUCAAAACAGCCACCUUUCUCUCCGUCACCAAACACCAACCAGCAAUCAUGCCUCUGGGUUCAGCUGAGCAGCAGGCCAAGGGUGAGUCCACCCAGAAGUCGGCCGAGGCCGAGAGGGGCACCAAGGACUUCAAGACCAACGUGCAGGAGACUUUUGAGAAGGCCAAGGCCAACGUCCAGGCCGUCGGUGACAAGAUCAUGCACCCCUCCGACCAGGGCAGGGCAGCUGCUGAUGCCGAGAAGGAUGCCAAGAAGGCUCAGGUUGGGGCUCAGGCUGGGGCAGAGAGGACUGGACAUCAAGCUGAGGAGACUGGCGAGAAGGCCAAGGGUUUCUUCCAGAAGAACAACCCCCUCGCAUAAGUGCAGAGCAAAAGUUUUGUGACAGUCAGUUCGUCACAGGUGCCUAUUUUUGACAGUCUUUAGUGUCUAGCUAGGGUUCUGACAGGUAAAUUGGUGAAAGAGACAUAUCUUGUAAACAGUGUUUAAAUUGUAUUGUGAAUGUGACUAAACAGUAAUACAAUCCUGUGUAACAAUUGUGGAAGGAUCUAAUUCUUCAACUGAUUGUGACCAAAUCGUUUUCAUCAAUGGCAUUGAAAGAUCUUUUCAAAUGUGGCA
Messenger RNA from Klebsormidium nitens, 776 nucleotides. NCBI's taxonomy places the organism in Eukaryota, Viridiplantae, Streptophyta, Klebsormidiophyceae, Klebsormidiales, Klebsormidiaceae. The record is from the annotation of a GenBank genome assembly.